This is a messenger RNA of Kluyveromyces lactis, 2241 nucleotides long. RefSeq names its product MCM DNA helicase complex subunit MCM5 (gene MCM5). NCBI's taxonomy places the organism in Eukaryota, Fungi, Ascomycota, Saccharomycetes, Saccharomycetales, Saccharomycetaceae. Gene Ontology annotation, cellular component: MCM complex; nucleus. Bases 1 to 2241 code for a protein of 746 amino acids. The transcript has a single exon. The record is from RefSeq and is a predicted model, not a curated record. Gene Ontology annotation, molecular function: DNA replication origin binding; ATP binding; 3'-5' DNA helicase activity. Gene Ontology annotation, biological process: double-strand break repair via break-induced replication; DNA replication; DNA replication initiation.
AUGUCGUUUGAUAAACCAGAGAUCCAUACCACUAGAGUGUUGGCAGGUGAAGAACUGUCUUCCAAUGAAAAUUCAGAGAUUAUCAAAUCUUUUAAGAGUUUCAUACUGGAAUUCAGACUAGAUUCCAACUUCGUUUACAGAGAACAACUGAGAAAUAACCUGUUGGUUCAUAAAUACUUCCUUGACGUGAAUACGGAGCAUCUUAUUGGAUAUAAUGAAGAUCUAUACAAAAAAUUACAGGAUGAACCGAUAGAUAUUAUCCCGUUGUUCGAACAAGCAAUAACUCAAGUGGCAAAGAGAAUUGUUUUGUUAUCGCAAGAUUCUGAUAUUGAUCCAGAGACAGCGUUGUCGAACUUCCCACUAUGUCAGCUCAUUUUAAAUUCCAGUUCUAUGGAAAUUCCAUUAAGAAGUUUGGAUUCGGAUCACGUUUCUAAGAUCGUCAGAAUUACAGGGAUCAUCAUCUCAUCCAGUGUCUUGACAUCAAGAGCCACUCAGUUAUCGCUAAUGUGUAGAAGCUGUAAACAUAUGACAACUUUGAAGUUGAACAAUUUCCAGAAUUUGAAUAACAAUAACGUCCAGUUACCUCGUGAGUGUCUUGCAGAUCGUUCCAACGAAACAGAUGAAACAGCAGCUUCUUGUGGCCCUGACCCAUAUUUAAUCGUACACGAAUCGUCACAGUUUAUUGACCAACAGUUUUUGAAACUACAAGAAUUACCGGAAUCCGUGCCAAUUGGUGAAUUGCCUAGAAAUUUACUAAUGACAUGUGAUAGAUAUUUGACCAACCAAGUUGUUCCAGGAACAAGAGUUACCAUUAUUGGUAUUUAUUCCAUCUACCAAUCCAAGAAUAAGAGUAUUAAUAGUUCUGGAAAUAAAGCUGUGGCGAUCAGAAACCCUUACGUGAAAGUUAUCGGGAUCAAACACCUAUCAAAUAAUCCGUUAAACAAUUCUCUAUCUAUGUUUUCGGAAAGUGAAGAACAAGAAUUUUUGGAGCUUUCCCAACGACCAGAUCUAUAUGAACUUUUCGCCAACUCAAUUGCUCCCAGUAUCUAUGGUAACACUGAUAUCAAGAAAGCCAUCGUUUGUCUCCUUAUGGGCGGAUCGAAGAAAUUGUUACCAGAUGGUAUGAGACUAAGAGGUGAUAUCAACGUGCUACUGCUUGGUGAUCCUGGUACUGCAAAAUCCCAACUGUUGAAAUUUGUGGAAAAAGUUUCUCCGAUUUCGGUAUAUACAUCUGGUAAAGGUUCUUCUGCAGCUGGUUUGACGGCAAGUGUCCAAAGAGAUCCAACUACACGGGAAUUUUACCUAGAAGGAGGUGCAAUGGUGCUUGCUGAUGGUGGUGUUGUCUGUAUUGACGAAUUUGACAAGAUGAGAGACGAGGACCGUGUUGCCAUCCAUGAAGCCAUGGAACAACAAACUAUUUCCAUUGCUAAAGCCGGUAUCACUACCGUUUUGAAUUCUAGAACUAGUGUCUUAGCUGCAGCAAACCCUGUUUACGGUAGAUAUGAUGAUUUGAAAUCACCGGGUGAAAACAUUGAUUUCCAAACUACCAUCUUGUCCAGAUUCGAUAUGAUCUUCAUUGUUAAAGAUGAUCACAAUGAAGCUAGAGAUAUCCAAAUUGCGAACCACGUCAUGAACAUUCACACAGGAAGAACUCAACAAAACGAUCCAAAUGAUAAUUCCAACUCCAACAACGAAAUUCCAAUAGAAACUAUGAAGAGAUAUGUUAGUUACUGUAGGUUAAAAUGUGCCCCCAGGUUAUCUCCUGAAGCAGCCACAAAAUUAUCUUCUCAUUUCAUCACUAUUAGAAAACAAUUACAAGAGUCCGAAAGACAUUCCAAUGAGAGGUCUUCCAUUCCAAUCACAGUUCGUCAAUUAGAAGCCAUAAUUCGUAUCACAGAAUCUUUAGCUAAAUUAGAACUGAAUCCAGUAGCGACCGAAAAACAUGUUGAUGAAGCCAUUAGAUUAUUCCAAGCUUCUACGAUGGAUGCUGCCUCUCAGGAUCCUAUCAACUCCCAGGAAAAUGAUACAACAAUGCUCUCACAAAUUAGAAGAAUCGAAUCUGAAUUGAAAAGAAGGUUGCCAAUAGGAUGGUCUACAAGUUACAAAACUUUGCAAAGGGAAUUCGUUGUGAACAAGAAACUUCCCCAAUAUGCGCUAGAUAAGGCGUUAUACCUGUUAGAAAGACAUGAUUCUAUUCAACUAAGACAUCAAGGUCAGAAUAUUUAUAGAAGUGGAGUAUGA